Caenorhabditis remanei is the source of this 675-nucleotide messenger RNA. RefSeq lists its product as uncharacterized. NCBI's taxonomy places the organism in Eukaryota, Metazoa, Nematoda, Chromadorea, Rhabditida, Rhabditidae. The transcript is spliced from 3 exons. Bases 1 to 675 code for a protein of 224 amino acids. The record is from RefSeq and is a predicted model, not a curated record.
AUGGGAUUGAAUAUGAAUAGUGACACGACGAAAUACAAGUGUAAGCAGUACCAACCGAGAAAAUUGCCAGUCACAGAGUUGGAGGAUAACAGAACGCAGAAUAAAAUAUUGGAGAAGUUGAGAAGAGCCGCGGAGCGAGAGAGACGGAAUUCAGAGGAAGUCGGAGUAGAAGGAGCUAAUGAAACCGGUUGUUCAGCAACCGCGAAAAUUGGCUCCAAUGCCACUCCAACCACAACCAUCCCCACAAAGAUCUGCUCACCUCAAUGCAACAGACCGCCGGCGCCGCUCAACUUCUCAAAGAGUCAUUGUCGUCACAAUAAGGCGCUUCGAAUGUUUGUCGAAGAGAACGUCGAGGCUCUCGUCACCAUCAAGCUCUUUCAAAUUUGUCAACCGAUCGUUCAACGAAUCGCCCAACAUAUGCCUGCUUCCUCGUCCAAUCAAUUUCAACAUCUAAAAAGGGAAGAUCUGCCCCCACAACACCGUAAACAGGCUCCGCCUCCACCGCUUCAAGUCUUCGUUCAUCAGAAAUUAUUUGAAGAGCAGUGCAGCAAGAUUAGAAAAGGAAGAAAUUGGAGCAAGAAGAGCCGAAGAACAAGCGGAGGGAGCGAAAAAGUUGAGGAUUCUGGAGGAAUAACGGAUUGCCGAAGAGAAUCGGAUGGAAUGGGAGAGAAUUAA